UUUCCUUUGCUUCCGCAGAUUUAGGUGGGUUAACACCGGCCCUAUCUCCACGGCUACCAAGGUCACAGAUAAAAACAGAAACGGGUUGGGAGUCGUUCUAUUGUAAAUGGAGAUUCUAAAAAUAUAGUUUAGAGCAUCUCGGUAACGUUGAGUGACAGCAAAGUCGAAGGUCCUCAAUUCCACAAAACCUCACAAAACCGCCCCACAAACCCGCAAGCUACGAUGACAUCCCCCACCACAUCCAGCCCCAGCCCCAAAAAGAAGCUCACCUGGCUCAUCACCGGCUGCUCCUCCGGCUUCGGCCUCUCUCUGGCACGUAUCGCCCAGGCCGUUGGCCACACCGUGAUCGCGACGUCGCGCAGCCCGUCGCGCACGCCCGAGCUCGUCUCCGAGAUCGAAUCCGCCGUCACAGGCAGCAGAUGGCUGUCCCUGGACGUCGACAGCCCGGAAAGCGCGCAGACCAUCGAGGACCUCGAGGCGUCGGGCCGGCAGAUUGACGUGCUCGUCAACAAUGCCGGCUUCUCGUUGUUGGCCCCCGCCGAGACGUUCGCAGAGGAUGAGCUGCGCGCACACAUGGAGACCAUGUAUUUCGGGCCGCUGCGCCUGAUCCGCGCGGUGCUGCCGCACAUGCGCGCGCGGCGGUUCGGUGUUAUUGUCAAUAUCAGCACUGGUGCGGCGCUGGAGGGACGGGAGAGCAUGGGGGCGUAUGCUGGCGCGAAGGCGGCGCUCGAUGGCCUCUCAAAAGUCCUCGCAAAAGAGGUCGCCCCCUUCAACAUCCGCGUCCUGACCAUCGGCAUGGGCGCCUUCAACACCAACAUGCCCAACGCCGUGCGGCCCGGGGGCCACGACGCUCCUCUGCCGGCCGACUACCGCGGUUCGGCCGCCGAGCAGAUCAUGCAGCUCAUCUCGGGUGACAAGAUGGUGCCCAGCGGAGACAAGGACAAGGCCAUGCGUGCGGUCUACGAGCUCGUGGUGGGAGAGGGCCGCGCCGGCGCCGGGCUUGAGGCUGAGCGCUAUCUGCCUCUAGGCAGCGAUAUGGUUACCCGCGUAAAGGAGGUGCGCGAUUACCUGCAGCACAGCCUGGAUGUCUUUGAUGUCGGUAACAGCGUCGGCAUAGACAAGUGAUUGGGGUGCCUACUGUACUUUGCUAUACUGGGAGCCGAAGGCCUCGAGACGUAUCUUCCUGGUACAUUCUGGUAACUUGUCGAGGCUAGAUUACUUCGUCAGCCCCGUCUUGAUAUUGGGGCCUGGAUCACCGUUUGCCAUCUAGGUAGUCUUGUUCUGCGGCUUCUUCUGGAUCGCGUCCAUAUACUUGCGGUCCGCAUCUGUUCCGCCCGAGGUCGGGCGAGCUCCCGGGACUCCGCUCCGCGCCUGGGCGACUUCCCUUCGCUCAAGUUUGGUUGCUAAGACGUG
Phialemonium atrogriseum is the source of this 1413-nucleotide messenger RNA. RefSeq lists its product as uncharacterized. The transcript has 2 exons. Bases 223 to 1125 code for a protein of 300 amino acids. The record is from RefSeq and is a predicted model, not a curated record. NCBI's taxonomy places the organism in Eukaryota, Fungi, Ascomycota, Sordariomycetes, Cephalothecales, Cephalothecaceae.